Messenger RNA from Gadus chalcogrammus (walleye pollock), 2171 nucleotides. It is a transcript of the gene serpina10a, whose product is annotated as serpin peptidase inhibitor, clade A (alpha-1 antiproteinase, antitrypsin), member 10a. Gene Ontology annotation, biological process: negative regulation of endopeptidase activity. The transcript is spliced from 6 exons. NCBI's taxonomy places the organism in Eukaryota, Metazoa, Chordata, Actinopteri, Gadiformes, Gadidae. The record is from RefSeq and is a predicted model, not a curated record. Bases 158 to 1324 code for a protein of 388 amino acids. Gene Ontology annotation, molecular function: serine-type endopeptidase inhibitor activity.
UGAAACAGUGCCAACUAGCGGUCUGUGGCCAUUCCUUCCUGACUCAUUGCGUUGUUGGUAAAGGAGUAUCGCUGUCUGAGGAAUAACGGGUUUGAUGACCGGACUGCUCGUAUUUCAAAACAUCGUUUGAAUUGGACGUUGCUUCCGAGGCAAGAAGAUGAGUGGAGGUUUGUGGAUCCUGGGCGCCGUCGCGGCUCUCCUCUCCGUGCACUUAGCCAGCUCCCAGGAGCUGACCAUUGGGAACGCGGUCUUUGCCAGCCGGCUGUACCGGGCGGUCUCCAGCCGCACGGACGACAACGUGCUCCUCUCCCCGUACACCUUGUCCGCGGCAGUGGCCAUGCUUGCCAGCGGCUGCGAGGGUGCGACGCGGCAGCAGCUUCUGUCUGCGAGCAGUCUCGGAUCCCUGGAGCCAACGAAUAUCCCAGGUCUCUUCCAGGCCCUCCAGAACUCCAUCACCGUGGAAGGGGGCUUCCCCCUGCAGCAGGGCCUGGCCGUCUUCCCCUCCACAGCCUACACCCUGGCCCCCUCCUACCAGGAGCUGGUGGAGACCCAGUUCAGAGGCAAGGCCCAGGGCCUCUCCUACGCCUCCCGGAUGGAGGCCAUGCACUCCAUCAACAGCUGGGCCCUGAGCCAGACCGCCGACCAGGUCAAGGACGUGGUGGGCAGCCUGGAUGCCGAGACCAAGCUGCUACUGGUCAGCGUGGCAUACUACCAAACUCAGUUCUCCUUCCUCUUCAACGCCAGCAUCACCCAGGACGAGCGCUUCUACGUGAACCGCUACCAAAUCGUCCAGGUGCCCAUGAUGUUCCACUCGGGGAAGCACCACCUGGCCUAUGACCCCUCCCUCAAACUGGGCCUCCUCAAGCUGCCCAUGGCGGGCGGCGUGGCCAUGCUGGUGAUGCUGCCUGAUGAGAACAUCUCUGUGACGUCAGUGGAGGAGGAGUUCACAGCCGAGAGGUUCCAGGGUUGGCUGCUGAAGCUUAAGAGGACGAGGUUGGAGGUGCAGCUCCCUCGCUUCCUGAUGGAAAGUUCCAGCAAUCUGCAGGACGUCCUGAAGCAGAUGAAGGUCACAGACGUCUUCCAGGACGGAGCAGACCUGUCCGGCAUGACAACAGAUGAAGGCAUCCAGCUUACCCAGGUUUACCACAAGGCAGCCAUCACGGUGGACGAGAGCGGCCCGGUCACCGGGCGCUCCCCGAUGGAGAUCUUUAACAGCCCUCCACCCCGGCUCACCAUCAACAGACCCUUCCUCUUCACCAUCUAUCACGAGAAGACAGGCAGCAUCCUUCACAUGGGCCGUGUGGUGGACCCCAGCCAAACAUAGUCACCCACUGUCGGCUACCUAACCCAAACCCCAGGGAAAACCCAGCCAAGUAUCCCUAACCCCGACUACAUAACCCCAGCCUCAGACACACAUUGAGAACCAUCGCCUAUCUACUACCUAACCCUUAACCCUGAGAAGCUCAACCCCAACCACAUAGCACCUACCCCAACUACAUAACCCCAGCCUCAGACACACAUUUAGAACCAUCGCCUAUCUACUACAUAAACCUUACCCAGAAGCUCACCCCCAACUAUCUAACCAUGUCACACAUAUAGGAACCCACCUUCUUAUUCCAACUAAACAACCACAUUAUCACAGAAACUCUAUGUUUACAUGCAAAUACACUGAUCCUAAUCUGGUUAGGACAAACAGGCAAGUUAUUAACUGUCAUGUAAACAUCUUAGGUCGGUAAGGAGAAUGAAUGUAUUGCUUAAUGCAGUUAAGGCGCUACGCUGUGCAUGUAACCAUGCUGACCUGGUGUCUAAUCGUAACCCCACUAUCUAAAAUAAACUAGCGGACUACAUAUAACAUAUUUCUGUUUUGUCUCCUAACAUUUCUUGAAUCGACUGAAUGGUUAGGACCUUGUACGUAUUUAAAACCGUUUUAUUGUUGUGGUGUUUUAUAUGGUUUGUGUGAGCAAAUCACAGAUCGGCUUGCAAAACGAACAAUCAAAUGAUAUGGCUGCUAUCUGAACCAAUCAGAUGAGGGUAUUCUAAUAAUAGCAAUUAUAAUAAUAGAGCUUCUUGUAAUGCUACGUAAAAAUACUGUCUUCUGCAAGCAUGUUCAGUUAAUAAAUAAAACUGAUUCAAAGUGUGAAAUCUGACCCUGUUUGAGUCUCGCUUUUUAU